Arabidopsis thaliana (thale cress) is the source of this 1638-nucleotide messenger RNA. RefSeq names its product PLC-like phosphodiesterases superfamily protein. Gene Ontology annotation, molecular function: hydrolase activity; phosphoric diester hydrolase activity. The record is from RefSeq and is marked reviewed. The transcript has a single exon. Gene Ontology annotation, biological process: signal transduction; lipid catabolic process; lipid metabolic process. Bases 259 to 1215 code for a protein of 318 amino acids. NCBI's taxonomy places the organism in Eukaryota, Viridiplantae, Streptophyta, Magnoliopsida, Brassicales, Brassicaceae.
AAGUUAAAAGUUGAAAGUUACUUCUAAUUUGCGAAUAUGUCAACGGUGUUUUGAGAAAGUAGCGUAAUUAUUAAAAGAUUAACGUAUAAUUCGUAACUUCUUCAAACCAAUAAUAAGUAAAUAAAAAACAAUCAUAACGACUUAUGAGUAAAGGUUUAUUGAUAAAGAAGGCAUGGAACAUUUUAUAAACAAGAGAGAACAGAAUUCAAUAUAGUGAUCAGAGAAGAGAGAGCAAAGGGAAAGGGUUAAUCCUCAGCAAUGGGCUCUCACCUUUCCAAACAACUCGAGCGGCGAAAAGCCAUCUCCACGGAGAAGAAAGCCCUCACCGAUCUCGAGAAAUCGUGCGGCUGCGAGUUUCCGGGGUGUGAUUACAUGCCUUCCGAUCGUAAAAACUGGAUGGCCGGCGUUGGACCUGAAAAGCUUCACAUCAACAAGAUCGUCUGGCCUGGGACGCACGACUCUGCCACCAACAAAAUCGGUAUCCGAUUCGUGUCUCGUCCCUUUGCUAAGUGCCAAUCUCUCUCCAUCUAUAACCAGCUCGUGGCGGGUACUCGAGUCCUUGACAUUCGUGUCCAAGAAGAUCGCCGUGUAUGCCACGGUAUCCUCAAGACUUAUAGUGUCGACGUUGUCUUGGCCGAUCUCAAACGGUUUCUAUCCGAAACAGAGUCGGAGAUUGUCAUUCUUGAGAUCAGAACAGAGUUUGGACACGAAGACCCACCGGAGUUUGAUAAGUAUCUUGUGGAACAGCUUGGAGAGCAUCUGAUUCACCAGGACGAUCACGUGUUCUCCAAGACAGUCGCUGAGCUGCUUCCCAAGAGAGUGAUCUGCGUUUGGAAACCGAGGAAAUCGCCUCAGCCUAAGCAUGGUGAUCCUCUUUGGAGCGCUGGUUACCUUAAAGACAAUUGGAUCGAUACAGAUCUUCCAUCGACCAAAUUCGAGAGCAACAUCAAGCAUUUGAGCCAGCAGCAACCAGCUACUUCAAGGAAAUUCUUUUACCGGGUGGAGAACACAGUGACGCCGCAGCCCGAUAACCCAAUAAUGUGUGUAAAACCGGUGACUAAGAGGAUACAUUGCUACGCCAAGGUAUUCAUCAUAGAGUGUGUAAAAAGAGGAUGUGCUGAUAAACUGCAGAUAUUCUCAACUGAUUUCAUAGAUAAUGAAUUUGUUGAUGCUUGCGUUGGGCUCACCUUUGCGAGAGCUGAAGGUAAGGCCUGAGGAAUGAGCGUGUGGAGACAGACUUUGUGUAUCUAUUUUGAAGGAAAAGAAUCAGAACAUGGUUGAUGUGUUUUAGGGUUGCUUGUGUAUAAGAGAACAUGUGAGUGUGUAUUUGUAUGUGUGUGUGAUUUACGAGUGUAUAUUCCAAUUCAUUACAACUUAUUUGAAUCCUGAUACAAUUGCGAGAUAUCCAAACUCUUCAUUACUAUUAAUUUCUGAUACUUUUGCAGAUGUUGUAGUUGAUAGACAGGCAAAACAGAAGGAAGAAGUAUACAGUUGAUGGUAAAAUCUAGUUUUAACAAGUGAAAGAGAGCUGCUAACCUGAGAGAUGACUAUAUUUCUGCAGCAAUGCCCCUUUUUAUUACACACUACUGUGAUCUUCAAGAACAAAAAGAUAAUAGAAUCAGUUAUGCUAGAAUUCAU